Messenger RNA from Phacochoerus africanus (Common warthog), 2049 nucleotides. RefSeq lists its product as uncharacterized. NCBI's taxonomy places the organism in Eukaryota, Metazoa, Chordata, Mammalia, Artiodactyla, Suidae. The coding region runs from base 1 to 1398 and encodes 465 amino acids. The transcript has 9 exons. The record is from RefSeq and is a predicted model, not a curated record.
AUGCCUCCUCAGGGCUUGGCCCUCGUGGCCUUUGUGACCUGGGCCUUCCAGGGUCCAGGAGAGGCGGCAUCUGCCCGGCGCGUGCUGGCUUUGCCCCAGGCCCCAGGCCCCGCUUCCCCAGCUGCCCAGCCUCCCACCUACACCCGAGUGGCCUCCAACAGCCUCCUCCUUGAACUAUUAAAAAUGGCAACUGUCCUGGAGCUGACCCCAGGGGACCCUGUUGGCAGCCUGCAUCACCCAGUCAUCACCCAGAGUGAGCAGACUGCCAGCCUCGGGCCUACGGCGCUGCUCAGGAAAUCCGGGCCCUGCUGCUUUGCCCCGGGAGGCCCCGUGGCCUUCACACCAGCUGGUCUCUCCCUGGGCUUCUCGUCCUGGGCCGUGGAGAGCUGGGGCCCGGCUGGGGUCUGUCCUCGAAGGCAGCGGCCCCGGCAUUCACCCGGAGGACCAUCUGCGAAGGUGACUGGGGGUCCUUCCCACCAUGCCCCCAGCAUCUGCGCUGUGUGUCUGCCCCUUGCGGGCGUGUUUCCUGGUAGCCGAGGUGUCCGGGCACGGCUGAGGGACCAGCUCUGCGACUCGGCCUUCGCCUCUGGGGCUGUGCCGCUGGCGUCCCUGAGCAGGUCCCUGGGCGAAAGCCCUGCCGCGGGAGGGGUGGGAAGACAGCUGCUGGGCUUUCUCCCCCCCAGGGUUCUGUCCACCUUCUGCAGGAGCUCAGCUGAGUUAAAAAUAGCCCCGGGGCCUCUGGAAGCGGAAGGGGUAGAGGCGCCCGCAGGCCGGGGGAGGGAGGAGGACGGGAGGCACCCCCGGUCCAGCAGGCAGCGGGCGGUCCCCCGGGCCCACCCAGCACUCCAAGGCCAGCCAGCUCGGCUCCAGCAGGGCGGGCCCCACAUCCGCCUGCCCCACCUGCAAGUGUCAGGGACCCCGACCCCGCAGCUCCUCCGGCCGCUCUUGAGAAAGGCAGAGGGCCUGGGGCAGCCAGCCUGGCCAAGCCUCGGUCCCCAGAGGCUGCCCCUGAGGACUCAGGACAGCAAGCGGAUCAGACAAGGCCCUGCCCUCACGGAGCGCGGGGAAGAGGCCAAGGACACCAGAAAGCUCAGGCGUCGGGCCAAAGGAGGCCCGUCUCGGCAGGGUCCUCUCCGAGAACAAGAGCGGACCGCUCUCUUAGCGGGCUGGGGACCCCACCGGAGGUGCCAUGCUGCAGAGACGUCCCUCUGGGCCAGGACCGAGCCCCUGAUGUCCCUUCGUUUUCACGACCAGGACAGUUUUGAGAUGUGCCGGUCAGGAGUUCUGGAGAGAGUCCCUCAGUUUGGAUCCGUCUGGCCCCCAGACCCUCACUGCCUCGAGGUGAGGCAGGCUCCAGACAUGCUCACACACGUGGUUGCUGAGGAGCUUCCAGAAUGACCACCACACAGCGGGGACCAGGGCCGAGCACCGGCCAUCCACCUGCUUCUGUCUUGUCCACCGGUGAAGCGAGGGCAGGAACAAAGUCUGGGUCAUCGUGGCAUCUCAGGCACCUUAUUCCCUGGGCACCCCCAGACACCCAUCUGCUGGCUUUUCUACCUCUGGACCCUGGGUGCCACUGUUGAAGAGCGCCACUGAGGCCAGUUCCGCACCCUUGGCCCUUGCCUGUUUCCAGAGCCCCCUGUGGGGCAGAGCUGCCCUCAGAGAGGCCACCCUCCUACAGACAGUGAGGACCUGCUGGCUGCCAGGUGGCAGAUGUCUGUGCCAGCCUCAGGAGUGAGGUGCAGAGCGAGUCACCUGCACCAGGGGCCAGGGGAUCCAACAAGACUGGAGGUUGUCUGCCUGCUAUGAGUCUGAACCCGGACACUGAUGUAGGCGGGGCCCUCGGGGUCUGUGCUGCCGACACCCCCCCUCCAAGCAGAUGCACGAGGUGGUUCCAGGGGUCCACCUGCAUGAUCCUCCUGCCCCCCCCGGCUCUGCAGAGCUGCCGCAGCUGCCCUGAGCCCGUCUUCCUUCCUUGCUCUUUUAUGAUGGGGUCAUUAGUUCUCAGAACCGUCCCUGUCUGGAAGAAGGCAGGCUUUUUCUACAGUU